CUAAGGAACUUGACUCUUGAGGGCUGAGGCGGAGACUGAAAGGAGCGGUUGGGUGAGGCGGAACCGCCGCUGAAACUAUUCGGGGGCUGCAACCGCUGCAUCAAAGGAUGAAGUGUUGGACACUGGUCAUCGCCGGACGGACAAACAACAAAUCGUCGACGUCCGGCGGCUUAGCUUGGCGGCUUAGCUUGGAAUCAACACAAUCAAAGAUCGAAGAGUCAGGGGAGGUGAGCAGGCUUGGGGGCUGGUAAGUGAUGUGGUGGAGUUGGUAGUGUGGCGGUGGAGUUGAUAGUGUGCCAGUGGAGUUAGAACUGCAGUGGCGAUGGUGGUGGUGGCAGUGUGGCAGUGGUGGCACUGUGGCAGCAGAGUUGGGAUUGUGGCGGUGGUAGCAAUGUGGUGGCGAAGUUUAGCAGUGUGGCAGCACUGCCACACUGCCAACUCCGCUAACCGUUAUUCUCGAACUCAAAUCCAUUGCUUGGUUUUGAAAAACAGGUUUUUGUCUGAUGUAUAUGUGGGCAGUUCUCUGGUUGCGCUUUAUGCGAAAUGUGGCUCACCUCAGGACGCCUGCAAACUGUUUGAGGAAAUGCCUUCGAAGAACGCAGUGUCGUGGACAACAGUAAUCCAUAUUUUUUCGCAGGUGUUUCAGGUGGAUGCCUGUUUGAAACUGUACAAUGAAAUGAGGAGCUCUGCAUUGAGGCCUAACGAUUAUACGUUCACCUUCUUGCUUAGCGCUUGCACGGGUAGUGGGUGUUUCGGUCAAGCUAAGACUGUUCAUUGCCAAAUAAUAUGUAUGGGUUUGGAUUCUCACGUUCAUGUUUCGAACGCUCUUAUCUCCAUGUACUGUAAAGGUGGGGGUAUUGACGAGGCUCACUAUAUAUUUCAGAAAACCAUGAAUAAAGAUUUGGUUUCUUGGAACUCGAUGAUUGCAGGGUGUGCCCAGCACGGGCUUGCGCCAAAAGCUAUUGAACUUUUUGAACAAAUGAAGGAUCAGAAGGUAAAACCCGAUUCCAUUACUUUUAUUGGGAUUCUAUCAGCUUGCCGUCAUGCUGGACUAGUCGAACAAGGAUGGUUUUAUUUCAAAUUGAUGGGGUUUUAUGGCGAGAAACCAGCGCUGGACCAUUUUUCAUGCAUUGUGGAUCUUCUUGGACGGGCAGGGAGGGUAGGCGAGGCCUGUGAUUUGAUCAAGAGCAUGCCUGUGAAGCCGAAUGGGGCUAUAUGGGGUUCAUUGCUCAUGUCCAGUAGGAUUCAUGGAAAUGUGGAGGUGGGGAUUGAGGCUGCUGAGAAUAGGCUGGUGCUCGAACCGGGGUCCACUGCUACGCACUUGCAGUUGGCAAAUCUAUAUGCAAGUAUUGGGUUAUGGGAUCAAGCUGCCAGAGUAUGAAAAGAGAUGAAAAACAAGUCCCUUAAGAUUGAUCCCGGGUAUAGUUGGAUUGAGAUAAGGAAUGAGGUUCAUUAUUUUAGAGCAGAAGACAGCUCGUUUGCACAGUUGAAUGAGAUCGUUCCGGUUAUGGAAGUUUUGGCAGAUCACAUGAGAGAUCUUGGGGAAAAAGUCUCCUUUGAGGUUUUUAGUUCUCAAUGAAAAGUUUGAUGAAUUAAAGAAAGAUUAUGUGUUUAA
Molecule: messenger RNA, 1615 nt
Organism: Cuscuta campestris
Lineage: Eukaryota; Viridiplantae; Streptophyta; Magnoliopsida; Solanales; Convolvulaceae
Source: the annotation of a GenBank genome assembly